CGUACACUCUCUGCGCAUGUGCACAUGCUGAGGGGACCCACCCCAGCCUCAGCUUUAGGGUUUCUCCAUAAAUCUUUGCCUUGAGGUCAGUAGCUACGGUCCUGUGGCUUGGCCCGCCCCGCGUGGCAGCGACAUGGAGGAAUUCGACUCAGACGACGUCUCCUCCUCAGAGGAGGACGAAGACUACGUGCCUUCGGGUGAAGAGUAUAGUGAAGAUGAUGUAAAUGAAUUAGUGAAAGAAGACGAAGUGGAUGGUGAGGAGCAGACACAGAAAACCAAAGGGAAAAAAAGAAAAGCUCAAAGCAUUCCUGCCAGGAAAAGAAAACCAGGUGGCCUCUUGUUGGAAGAAGAAGAAGAAGAGGAAGAUGUCAGUGAGGAAUCUGGAGCAAGUAGCAGUGAGGAGGAACACACGGCUGCAGAGCAGGGAGAAGACACUGGGUCAGAGGCCGCAAGGAAAAAGAAGGAGGAUGAACUCUGGGCCAGCUUUCUCAACGAUGUGGGACCAAAGUCAAAAGUGUCCCCAAGUCCACAAGUUAAAGUCUGUAUUCAACCUACUGAGCCAUACCAGUUAGGCCUCCAGAAAACAGAGGAGACUGAAGAGACAAGUUCAAAUAAAUUGUUGGUCAAAACAGAAAAGCUAGAGAAACCUAAAGAAACAGAGAAAGUUAAAAUCACCAAGGUGUUUGAUUUUGCUGGUGAAGAAGUCAGGGUGACUAAGGAAGUGGAUGCUACAUCUAAAGAGGCCAAAUCCUUCUUCAAGCAAAAUGAUCAAGAAAAACCACAGGCUGACGUGCCUUCAGCUCUGCCGUCGCUCCCUGCUGGGUCGGGAUUAAAAAGAUCAAGUGGCAUGAGCAGCCUUUUGGGAAAAAUUGGAGCCAAGAAGCAGAAGAUGAGCACCCUAGAGAAGUCCAAACUGGACUGGGAGAGCUUCAAGGAGGAAGAGGGCAUUGGCGAAGAACUAGCCAUCCACAAUCGAGGGAAGGAAGGGUACAUUGAACGGAAAGCGUUUCUAGACCGAGUGGAUCACAGGCAGUUUGAAAUUGAGCGAGAUCUCAGGCUGAGCAAAAUGAAACCCUGACGUUGUGGGGCGUCGGUCGCAGCUUAUCCCUGUCUACAAUGUGAGCUUCUGUGCGUCUGUGAGGUGUCUCCACUGCUGCUCCUCCGCUGUCGCCAGCAAGGCCUUUUUUCUACAUUGAAUUCUGUCUUUGUAUCUUCGUCUCACGUAGUUUCAUUCACUUGACUGUUAAAAGUUUGUCCUUAAAAAAUAAAAAUAAAAAAAUAAAA
Molecule: messenger RNA, 1284 nt
Organism: Phyllostomus hastatus (greater spear-nosed bat)
Lineage: Eukaryota; Metazoa; Chordata; Mammalia; Chiroptera; Phyllostomidae
Gene: CFDP1
Product: craniofacial development protein 1
Exons: 8
Coding region: 134-1078 (314 amino acids)
Source: RefSeq, a predicted model, not a curated record